This is a messenger RNA of Hydra vulgaris (swiftwater hydra), 13307 nucleotides long. Its product is annotated as protocadherin Fat 1. NCBI's taxonomy places the organism in Eukaryota, Metazoa, Cnidaria, Hydrozoa, Anthoathecata, Hydridae. The record is from RefSeq and is a predicted model, not a curated record. Gene Ontology annotation, biological process: adherens junction organization; calcium-dependent cell-cell adhesion; homophilic cell-cell adhesion. Gene Ontology annotation, cellular component: adherens junction; plasma membrane; catenin complex. Gene Ontology annotation, molecular function: calcium ion binding; cadherin binding.
CUUUUUAGAUAGUAAUAUUGUGAUGAAGAACAAUGAAAAUAUUUUUUUUAAUCAUACUGACUUUGAUCAAUGUUUUUUUAUGUGACGAACGUUUUUAUAGAGAAGAACUUGGUUAUGCAGACCGGUUGCGAUUUACUAGUGGACUUUAUCGUUUGUAUAACUGCACAGUUAUUAACAAAAGAUUGGUAUCAAAUCUAAAGAUUGGUAUUUAUACUCAUGAAACUAAUGAAAAUAAAGUUUCUAUAGAUUUUGCUAUAAAUGACACUUCUGUUUACUCAUUAUCCACUGUAAAAAUAGAAGAUUUCUACUUUGCUUUUGUGAAUGUUCAUGAUGUUGUUCAUGAAAAUAACAGAGUUAUUGAACUCAUAGCACUUGAUAGCAAUACAGGCAAUUUAAUUGAUAAAACACUUUUAUAUGUCUAUGUAAAAGAAGACCAUUAUUUACCUCCAGAAUUUGACAGUGAUUCAAAAACUAUAACUCUAUAUGAUGAUUUAUUUCUUGGCAGUGUCAUUGGAAAAGUUAAAUUAAAAAAAAAAUUUUCUGAUGUUAUAUUUUAUGUUGAUGAGAAAAAUUUAGCUUUAAUGAAUGAAUUUAGAGUUUCAGUUGAUGGGAGAAUUUUUUUAACAAAAAACUUAAAUGCAGCAUUAAAAAAUUAUUUUGAAUUUUAUAUUAAUGCACGUUUUGUAGACUCGAACUUAUAUAGUUCAAUCAAAAUAAGUAUUUAUGUUAAGCCAGGUUCGAAACCCUCAGCUGACAAAAUAUUUAAAAAUGUCUUACCUAUACAACCAUUAGGGAUUAAUAGUUAUACUUCUCAUUUGAUUAAAAGAGAUUAUAAUUUUUCAAUAAGUGAACUAGCACCAAAAUUAACAAUAAUUGGUUGUUUAGAUAUAAAAAUACCAAAUGUAAAUUUUUUAAUUGCAGAUGGUGAUGCUGCAGGAAUAUUUCAAAUAGAUUUCCAAACAGGAGUAUUAUUUAUUCAAGAUUCACAAUAUUUAGAUUAUGAAAAAGUCAAGUUAUACAAGUUUAGUGUUACAGGUUUUAUAAAAAACGAAAUUCGCGUGCUUGAAGCCCAAGUUACAAUUUAUGUUGUUGAUGAAAAUGAUCAUGAGCCUGAAUUUAAUGAGAAUCGAUAUGUUGUAUCUGUUACAGAAAACACUCCUGCAUUUACUUCUAUCUUGAAAGUUACAGCUUCUGAUAAAGAUGCAGGAAACAAUGGUAGGGUGAGCUAUGUAAUAUCAAAUGAAAUCAGGAUUCCAUUUGUUAUUGAUGAUAGUGGUGUAAUAAUGUUAACGGAGAUAGCAUUAUUUCCACAAUUAAGAUCAAAGUAUUAUGUUUAUGUGGUAGCAUUUGAUUGGGGAAUACCAUUUAAAAAAGAGAAAGAAAUUACUGUAGAGGUAAAUAUUCUAUCUGCAAAUUCUCAUUCCCCUGUAUUAAGGCAGCAAGCAUGCAAUUUUGUACUUUCUGAUGCUUCAUCUUCAUUGUUUACAUUUUCUGCUAUUGAUCAAGACUUUAAUGAUAAUAUUCAGUAUAAGAUAGACACUAUUCAUCCCGGUUUUACAAUUAACCACACUAGUGGAGUUCUUUCUUAUGUUCCACAACCUGGUCAUAUAGAAACUUUGAUAAAUGUAUCAGCAUAUGAUGGGAAACAUGAGUCAAAAAUAACUGUGCUCAACAUAAAAUUUAGUAGUUUAGAAGGUGAAAAGGUUUGUGUAGAAAACAAUGAUUUUUUUGUAAUAAAAGAACUAGUUUCUAAAAUUAAUGUCCCACUUCCUGAACAUGAAAAAUUUUCAUCCACUAAAUCUAAAUUUCGGUCUGAACUUUUGUUCAAAGAAUCCCCAAAUCCUGUUGUAAAUGUUUUAGAAGAUACAUCUGUCAACUCUAGAAUUGGUCACUACAGUACUAACAUAGAAUGUUGUUCAAUAGUAUUAUAUUCUAUAGAAUCUGGAAAUAUAGGGUUUAAUUUUCAAAUAGACCCUUUUAAUGGUUCUUUAUAUAUUUUUAGACCACUUGAUCGUGAACUUGUUGCUAGUUACAAACUCCUAAUCAAAGCUUCUGAUAUUGAAGGUAAUUUUGUUAUGAGUUUGUUAACAGUGAAUGUUCUUGAUGUCAAUGAUAAUGUUCCUGCUUUCACAAAUAAUGGUUCAUAUACAGUAUAUGUGCAUCAAGAUUGGCAAAUAGGAAGAAAAAUUUUUACAGUAGAAGCAGUAGAUCUUGACUCCAAUGUUGACAUAGAGUAUUCGUUAGUCAAUCCAUCACAAAAUUUUAAAAUUGAUUCCAAAACUGGUGAAAUAUAUUUAUUAUCAUCAUUAUCAGAUGAAUUUUAUAUUGAAUACUUUAUUCAAGUACAAGCUACAGAAAGAUCAAUAAUGCAAGACAGCCAAGGGUUUGCUCUUGUUCAUAUUAUUGUUUCUGAGUUGAUUAACACUCCUCCUGUUUGUUUGACUAAUGAUCAGCAAAUUUCAGUUUCAGUAGAUUCUCCAAUCGGUAUUAUUGUUGGUAGAAUUCUUGGUUUUGAUCAAGAUCAAGGAGAAAAUGGCGAAUUAACCUAUAGUAUAGAAAGUACUAAACAACAAAAUCAAUUUGGUGAAUAUAUGGAUUCUAAUAUUUUUAGCAAUUACUUUUUGAUAGAUAAAAGUUCAGGUUUAAUUCAAGUUAUAAAAAAACUUCCUUCUACCUUUGAGAAAUUUAGAAUUAAUGCUGUGUUAGAGGAUGGUGGAAAGCCAAGAUUGAAAACCACAUGUAAUAUGUAUGCAACUAUUAGUGAAGGAUUUGGUAACAUUAAGCCUAUUUUUACUCAUUCUGAUUUACCAUUAAUUGUAACAGUAGCUGAAGGUAUCCCUGUAGCCUCUAUUGUUUUAGAAGUUUUUGCCAAAAUUCCUGGUCGCCAAAUAGGAGAUGGCAUUAAGUAUUUUAUCAUUGAUGGGAAUGGUAUUUUAGAUUUUAUCAUAAAAAAUGAACACUCAGGUAAAAUAUCCAAUAAGAAUAGCUUUUUUUCUAGGAAAACUUAUUGGUUAACUGUGCAAGCUCAAUUAGAAAGUAACCCAUCUGUUUUUACAAACUCUCAUAUUCUAAUAAAGGUAAAGUCAAUAAAAUUUGAACGGCCUUAUAUUUACCCAAGUGUACAGUUUAUAACUGUUACUGAAACUAUAAAAACUGGAAGCAAAAUUAUUCAACUACAAACCCUUCCAUUAAGUGUAAAUUUGUAUAAUGAAAGCUAUUUUUAUACAUUUCAAAGUGGAAACCAAGAUCAACUUUUCAAAAUUGAUGAGAAUGGUAUAUUAUUUGUGCAUCAGCAGUUAAUAGCUGGUCACUAUGACCUUAAUAUAACAGUUACCUCAGUUUCUAGCAAAUAUUUUUCAUAUGGAAAUGUCCAUGUUAUUGUGGAGCAUGGGGUUUCAGAACCAGAUUUUACCCUAGAUUCUAUGGCUAAUAUACAGUUAUUUGAAACCAAAGGUUCUCUUCAACCACCAUAUUUAUUUCAAGUUCUUGCUGAGAAUAAACUACAGGAUGAUUUCCUUGUAUUUAAAAAUAUGGCUACAAAUUCAAUCUUUAAUGUAAACCCAGUAAAUGGAGUGGUAACAAUGAACAAUACAUUAAUAAUAGGCCAAGAAUAUUUUUUAAACAUUGUUGCAAAACAUAGCAAAAAUCAAAUGGUUGGUGAAAGUUUUAUUGGAAUAACAAUAAUUGAAAGACCAAGUGUUGCAACAUCUUUAUCUUUCAAGAAGAAAAGCUAUAAUAUUUCGAUAGAUGAAAACAAGAAAGGAGAACUGUUUGAAUUUGAAAAGGAGAUAGAUAAAACAACAUUUGGACCUGUCUUUUUUUACAUUCUGUCUGGAAACGAUAAGCAAAAGUUUUAUUUCCCUUUAAGAUUUAUUUCAAAGUUAUAUGUGAUUAAUCCUCUUGACUACGAGCAACAACAGCAACACAAACUACGAAUUCUUGCUUUCGAUGGGAAAUCUUUUGCAGAAACUGAGUUCAAUAUAGUUGUUAAUAAUUUAAAUGACAAUCCUCCGUCAGCCUCACAAUCUUGUUAUGAUGCAAGUGUAAAAGAAGGCUUCAGACAUUUAAAAGAGAGCAUUCUAUCUGUCAAAGUAAUAGAUCCAGACAAUCUUAAUCCAGAUUUUAAAUAUCAAACAAUAAACAAUUUUGAUGAUUCAUUUCCAUUCACAGUUGGUGAGAAUGAUGGUUCAAUCAUUGUUCAACCAAUAGAAUUAGAUAGAGAAUUAAAAUCAGAGUUUUUAAUGACUGUUGUUGCAAGCAAUGCAGUUGAACAAACUGCAUUUUGUGUGCAAAUAUCCUUAGAAGACAUAAAUGAUAACAAACCUUUAUUUACAAGUGAAGUUUAUGAAUUGACUAUUGUUAAUACUACACCUGUUCAUAGUACUGUUAUGGUUGUUUAUGCUGUUGAUAAAGAUAUAGGUUUAAAUGGUAAAGUGUCGUACAGUUUCGAAGAAAAUAAUGAUUAUUUUGAUGUGGAUACAACAUAUGGGUUUAUUUAUGUAAAAUCAAAGUUAAAUUUACUGACUGGAAAGACAAUUAGUUUAAAAUUGAUUGGGAAAGAUCACGGUAUUCCAGAACUUGUUGGUAAUGCUUAUGUUAAGAUAACAAUCGUAGCAGAUCCUAACAACAUUUGGUUUAAAAUUAGCAACUUAACUGGUUCUGUAAGUGAAAACGUUGCACCUGGAACUAUGCUUACUGAUAGUAUUCGAGUAGAAUCAACUGCUGUUAGUUAUGAAAUUGCUGAAAAUGAUGAUAAGUGUUACAAUUUAUUUUGGGUCGAGCCUUUUACAGGAACUAUUUUCAUCAAGUCAGAUAUUGAUUCAGAAAAAAUAACACAAUGUGUUUUUGUUAUAAAUGGGGCACUAAAUCAAAAUAUUGUAACUACAAUGAACAUACAUGUCAACAUUCUUGAUCGUAAUGAUAAUAUACCAUUUGUAAAGGAGAAAUCUUAUACUGGAAAUGUAUCUGAAAGCUUAAGCAGUAAUUCAAAUGUUCUUGAUAAAGAUGGUAAUUCUUUGAUUGUAAGUGCCACAGAUGAAGAUCAAGGUAUAAACGGAAUGUUGCGUUAUUCAAUUAUUGGUAAUAUCGGAAAAAUUUAUUUUACCAUAGAUGAAAUAUCUGGUGAGAUUAGAACAAACAAGGUUUUAGAUUAUGAGCUACAUCCGAAGCAUUUCUCUUUUUACGUAAAAGUCAGUGAUCAAGGAACUCCUCAACAUUCAGUUAUUGUUCCUGUCAGCAUUUACCUUAUGGACAUCAAUGAUAAAAUACCUUUCUUCAAAAGACGUUAUACCUUUACCUUGAAUCUUCCAGCAUACACAGGAAUGACUGUUGGCCAAGUUGAAGCUUUUGAUGAAGAUACUGUACCAAACAUUCCUUUGCAGUACAGCUUGGAGUCUAAUUUGUUUAGUAUUAAUAAGUUUACAGGUGUAAUUAUUGUCAAAGAUGAAUCUUUUUUAACAAAUCAGGUUGUUAUGAGAAUAGAAGUUGAGGUCAGUGAUGGUACUUUUAAGGGUAAAACAAAUGUUGAAAUAGAGACAGUAUACUAUAAGCCAGACAAAACAUUCCAUUUUCUAGAUAAAGUUUAUAAAGUAAAUGUUCUGGAAAAUAUAAAGCCAUUCUCUGUUGUCAAAGUCAUCAAUCCUGUAGGAUAUAAUAGAACAGAAAAGUUGCACUACCGAAUUUUAAACACUGUUCCUGGAUUUGAUAUUAUUAAGAAUGUUGGUGUAAUUAUAACAGACAAUAGUUCAAUAUUUGAUUAUGAAAAUGUUUCAUUUUAUAUUCUUCACAUUGAAACUGCAUACAAUAAUAUCUAUGCUCGAACAUAUGUAAAUAUUACUAUAAUAGAUGUCAAUGACAAUACUCCAGUCUUUGAACAAAAGAAAUAUUUUCACCCCAUUGAUAUUGAAACAAAAAAAGGAACUGUUUUAUUAAAAGUUCAAGCAAAUGAUGCUGAUUCAGGAGAAAAUGGGAAAGUUAGAUACUCUAUGUUAACAAAAGAAGAAUAUUUUACUUGUGAUUCUAUAACUGGUGAAAUUUCACUAUUAAAAGGAUUUAUAAAGAGUCUUACUAAACCUGCAUAUUCAUUAUACAUUCAAGCAUCAGACAAUGGUACUAACAUUUUGACUUCGAAAGUUUUGGUUGAAAUUCCUGUGUUAAAUGAGGAUCAGCCCAAAUUUAUGAAAAUUUAUGAAGCAUCAAUAAAUGAAGACAUUACACAAGGUUCAACUAUAUUCACUGUUGUUGCAUUGGCCCCACAAAAUCGGCAAGUAUUUUAUCAGAUUUAUGCUGGUGAUGAGUUUGAAUUAUUUGAAAUUGGACUAACUACAGGAGAAUUAAAACUUGCUAGUAGUUUGGAUUAUGAGCAGACCAACUCUUACAAACUUCAAGUAAAAGCUAUUGAUAGUUUAAGUGGGUCAUGGGCACUGACUGACUGUGAAAUUACUUUAAAUGAUGUCAAUGACAAUCCACCUAUGUUUGAGAAGCCUUUUUACAAAGUUCUUAUUAAAGAAAAUGUAGCUCCAGGAACUACUGCAACAACUGUUAAAGCUAAGGACUCUGAUCAAGGUUUGAACAGCAUGAUAAGUUACUCAUUUGAAUCCAAUAAUGAGGUUUCUCACUUUUUUAUAAACUCAAGAACUGGGGAUAUUCUAACCACACAACUUUUAGAUGCUGAGACCAAAUCAGAGUACUUAUUGAAAGUUACUGCCGCUGAUCAUGGCAAACCUAGCAAGUCAACAUUUGUUACUGUUCAGAUUAAUCUUGCUGAUAUCAAUGACAACAAGCCAAUAUUUUAUGCAGCAAAAUAUAAUUUUUUUGUGGAGAAAUUUUUACAUUCAAAUCAGUUUAUUGGAAAAGUAACUGCUUCAGAUCCUGACAUAAACACAAAGUUAAGCUACGGCCUGUCAAAAACAUCUUCAUUUAUAAAGAUAGACUCUGUUACAGGAAUCCUAUAUCUAACAGGAAGUCCUUUACAAAUGACAACAAUUUUAUUGGAGGUUAUGGCUAGUGAUGGUGUGCAUGUUGCAUUUACAGAAGUUGUUAUAGAUUGCUAUGCAAGAAAUGAUUAUCGCCCACUAGUUUUAGAACAUAUUGAUGUUGCUGUUAUGGAAAAUACAAUGAAGAAUGUCAUUAUAGCAGAAAUUAAUCCCGUUGAUAGAGAUAAAGGUUUUUAUGGUAAAUUAUCAUAUCAAAUAGAUUCACAGUUAGCUGCAAAAUAUUUUACUAUUAAUGAGCUUGGUAGGAUUUAUAGUACUGAUUAUUCAUUGGAUUGUGAGCUUUUUCAAAAAAUACUUGUGCCUAUUCGUGUAACUGAUGGUGGAGGUUUGUUUUCUAUUAUUCAAGUAGUAGUUACAGUUGAAGAUCAAAAUGAUAAUGCUCCUAUAUUUGAAUACCCAUCUUAUCGAGCAACAGUUGUUACUUCUCAAAUGACUGAUGAAUCUUUGCUUAAAGUUGUUGCUUCAGAUCCAGAUAAGGGGUCGAAUUCGGAAUUGUUUUAUGUUGCUCAAGGUUUACGAGAAGGAAAUGUUCCAAUAUUUAUUAAUGGAUCUAAUGGUUUGAUCUCUUUAUCUGGUAUUCCUAAAGGGUUAAUGUACCAGUUUUCAGUUAGAGUCACUGACAAUGGAUAUCCUGUUCAAAAAUCUGAUACAAAAAUUUUUAUAUUUGUAAAAGGUUGGAAUGAAGAGGUCCUAAAGUUUGACAAAAAUGUUUACUAUGUUACUGUUUCAGAAAAUGUUCCAGUGAAAUCUCAUAUAAUAACUGUUAAUGCUUUGUUGCUAGGUGAUAAUGGGCGUUUAAUAUACACUAUAGUUGAUGGCAAUCUUCCAUAUACAAAUGUUUCACAAUUUUUCAAGAUUAAUCCAGUCACAGGUCAGGUAAAAAUAAAGAGCCAAUUAGAUUAUGAAAAUAUCAAAAGACAUAAAAUACUUGUUUUAGUUACAUCAUAUAAAGGUGAUGUUUCUACAUGCUAUAUUGAAGUGAAUGUUACUAAUGUAAAUGACAAUGCUCCAAAAUUUUACAGCAGUUCAUACAGUUUUAAAAUAGCUGAAGAUACUGAAAUCGGAGAAAGACUUUUGCAAGUCUCUGCCUUUGAUUUAGAUGAGUUAUAUGCAGAGUCUACUUUAGUUUAUUCAAUUGUCUCUGAAAAUAAAGAUUUUUUUCAAGUAGAUGAGAAUACUGGCUGGCUGAGUUUAAAAAAAAAACUUGAUCGUGAAGUUACAGGGUCUCAUGAAAUUUUGGUUGUUGCAACAGAUAUUGAUGGAAAGUUUGAUUCUACCAGAGUUCAAUUAUUACUUGUUGAUGUCAAUGAUUCUCCCCCUAUUUUUUUAAGUGCUUCUUAUUUUGUAACUGUUAAAGAAGAUGCUUUAGUUGGUCAAACAAUACUUAAGGUUAAAGCUGUUGAUCCUGAUAUUAAUCAAAAUCUACAGUAUUUUGUUUUAUCAAAUAAUUUUGAUGAUUUUACUGUUGAUCGUCAAUCUGGAAAUAUUAAUUUGCUACAACAAAUGACACAAGUUUCGUAUAAUUUUACAGUAGUUGCAUAUGAUGGAAUUCAUACAGGAGCAGCUAAUAUAUUUAUCACAGUUCAGGACUUUAAUAAUCAUGAUCCAGUUUGUCUUUUGACUUUUUAUGAAGCUGAUGUUGAAGAAAAUUCAGAUUUGAAAAAAAUUAUUUUACGUGUUGCAGCUGAAGACAAAGAUCCUUCUGAUGUGUUAAAAUAUCAGAUUCAUGGAGAUGGUAAUGGAAAAUUUUAUGUUAAUGAGAAGACAGGUGAUCUUAAAGCAUCUUCAUACUUAGAUUUUGAAGUUGAAACUAAGUAUAGAUUCAAAGUGGUUGUCAUUGAUCUUGCUGGCCAUACUUGCACUUCUGAUAUAUUUAUUAGAGUAAUUGACAUGAAUGAUAAUAGCCCUAUUUUUUUGCAACCUCUAUAUAAAGCCACUUUGCGUGAAAAUGCAACUUAUGGUGUUGUUGUAACACAGGUUAAAGCGUUUGAUAAAGAUUCAUUUAAAAAUGGUCAAAUUUCAUAUUCUCUGCUAAGCAACAUAAACAAUAUCUUUGCAGUUCAUUCUCAAGGUAUUAUUACUGUUAAUAAACCAUUAGAAAUACAACGAAGUGCUAGAUAUACGAUUACAGUUGUUGGAACUGAUCAGGGUACACCAAGUUGUUCUUCAAAUACAACACUUGAUAUCAUUGUGAUAUCAAGUAAUGAUUCACCUCCACAAUUUGAUCAAUUUGGAUAUUUAUUUAAUAUCAUAGAAAAUAAUAGUCCUGGAGUUAUAAUAGGAAAGAUUAAAGUUACUUCAACCACCAACUUUAAUAUGUAUGCAAUUGUUAUGGAAAUUAUUGAUCCAACAUUUGAAAAUUUAUUUUCCAUAGAAGAUAAUGGGGAUUUAAAGGUUUUAAAAGUGUUGGAUUAUGAGGUUCAAACACGCUAUGUCUUUAGCGUAAAAGCAUCAUACAAGAGCAUUCCACUCUCUUCGAUGGUUGUUGUAGAAGUUCUUGUUGAUGAUACUAAUGAUAACUUUCCACAGUUUAACCAAGCCGAAUAUUUUACUCAAAUUGAUGAGAAUAUAAGAUCAGGAACCUUUGUGACACAAGUAUUUGCACAGGAUAAUGAUGGCUCAAAGGAAAACUCAAAAAUAACAUACAAGAUUUUUAAUGAUUUGGAUGUACCAUUUUCUAUAGACUUUCAAGGCGUUAUUGUUGUUGAUGGAUCUAUUGAUAGAGAAAUUAAAGAUAAGUAUGAGUUUGAGGUAAUAGCAGUAGACAGUGGCACUGUGCAAAAAAGUUCCAAAGCAAAAGUCAAAAUAUCUGUAACAGAUCUAAAUGACAAUGCACCAAUUAUUAGUGAAUAUAACACUAGUAUAAUUCUUCAAGAAGGGAAACUUCCAGGUACUGAGAUAUUAAAGUUGUCUAUUACAGAUCCUGAUACAAAAAAAAAUGGACCUCCAUUUCACUGCUCUCUUUUUGGAGGGGACCAUAGUAUUUUUGAAAUUCAAACAGAUGAUAAUAACUGUGUGCUUCGUUCAAAAGUUUUUUUUACCGCAAAAGAAAAUCCGCAGCACCAAUUUGUAAUAAGAGUAACUGAUUCAGGUUUUCCAAAGCAAUAUAGUGAUUCAAAAGUUAAAAUUAUUGUUGUGAAGGAAAGCUAUAAUUCUCCUGUUAUACAAGAACCAAAGGUGUUUUUUGUAAUUGUAUCUAAGCCAUACGGUGUUACAUUGAUAGGUAAGGUGAGCAUAUUUGAUAAAGAUGAAAACGAUAUUCAUCAGUAUCGUUUAACUGGGGGUACAAUGUUAGAGUAUUUUUCUAUCCAACCUAUGACUGGUGUGAUUGAGGGUAGGCCUAAAAAAGGUAUUUACACAUUAUCAGUUGAAGUAACAGAUGGCAGAAAUUCAGAUGCAAGUUUGUUUCAAAUCAUUGUGAAUGAGCGAGAUCAUGAGGUAGAGAUACAAAGCAUAGUAAUAAGUAUUUUUGAAAUGGGUGUUCAAGAAUUCAUGUCCAAGAUGACACAAUUUAUAAAAAUUCUUUCAAAAAUAACUGCUACUAGUUUAAACAGUGUAUUUCUUUGGUCAAUACGAGCAGUUCAUAACAGUACUGGCUCAUUGCGCAAGAGAAAAGAUGUUGAAAAUACUGUUGAAGUUGCAGUUGCUGUAAAGUUAGAAGAUACUUUAAGUUAUAUGGACAUACAAUUGCUGAAGAAAUAUGUGGAAGAUAAUAAAGCAGACUUUAAAAAUAAUGACUUCAAUAUAUUGGUUUCUAAUACAGAAUGCACAUUAAAAUCUUGUGGUGAAAAUAUGAAGUGCUUAGUUAAAUUAAAUCCUAUUGAAAAUUUAUCCCCAUUUGUUCCUUCGGGAUAUAUGGAUUUUCGACGAACUGAAAAUUGCUAUUGUAAUGAUGGCACUGAAGGUUCAAUAUGCCAUUCUGUUAAUCCAUGUUCACGUAAUCCAUGCAAAGGUGGAGAGAAGUGUGUUGCAACAAAAAACUCAUAUUUUUGUGAGUGUGUUGAUUCCGAAAAAUGUGGACUGAGUGGUGAAAGUAUUACAUUGAAUGGAAACUCUUAUAUAGAGUAUAAGCUGUCUAAAUCAUUUGAUGAGUUGUUUCAUUCAUUAUCAUUGCACUUUCGAACUGAAUACAAGGAAGGCUACCUAAUAUAUGCUCAAGCUCCUGGAAAGGAUUAUUUUAUUGUCGAAGUUUAUGGAGGUUAUCUUCAAAUAAACUUUGAUUUUGGAAGUGGUCGUGGUAACUUGCAAAAUAAAAAAGUAAAAGUCAAUGAUGGGAAUUGGCAUUACAUAAGUAUCCAGCGUAACAACAACAAAAUAUCGAUGUACUUAGAUUUCAAUAAACAAAGUUUGCAGGCAAAAGCACCUGGUAAUAGUGCAAACAUUAAUAUUGAUGGAAGACCUCUGGUGCUUGGUGCAGGAUUUACUGAUUAUGGAAAUACAACAUUUUCUGGAUUCAUUGGAUGCAUAAAAGAACCAAAACUAAACAAAAUGCUUCUACCAUUCAAUGGGCGUACAGAAAUAGUUUCUCGAGUUGAUUUACAUAAUACUGAAAAUGGAUGCAAAGAUUCAGGAUUAUGUUCUGUAAAACAUUGUCCAAAAUUUAGUGACUGUGUUAACACUUUUUCAUCAUAUCGUUGUGUCUGUCUAACAGGUCAUCAUGGACUAUCAUGCAUAUCAAAUCUGACAUGUGAAGAUCGCCCUUGUAAAAAUGAUGGAAUUUGUACUUAUGAAUUAGUUAAUAACAUUGUUUCUUAUGUUUGUACUUGUAAGGAUGGAUUUACAGGAGGACAAUGUCACAUAGAACUUGGUGAAUGUGCUUUAGACCCUUGCAAAAAUAAUGGUGUUUGCUUGCCUCCCUCUUCAGAAUCAGGUUAUACUUGCAGUUGUAUAAAUGGUUUUUCAGGAAAGCAUUGUGAACUUAAUAAUAAUCCAUGUCUGUCAAGUCCUUGUUAUAAUGGGGGAGUUUGCCAAAAUAUUGGUAAUGAUUUUAAAUGUACUUGUCCUAGUGGAAAAAGCGGAAAGCAAUGCUCUGCAGGUCAGCAUUGUCUUAUUACAAAUUGUGAAAAUGGAGCAAGUUGUUAUGAAAAAAAUGAUAAUGCAUUUUGUCAGUGUAAAGAAGGAUUUUUUGGAAAUAGAUGCCAACAUGAUGUCAAUGAAUGUCUAAAAGAUGUUUGUCAUUCAAAGGGUGUGUGUGUAAAUACACCAGGUUCUUUUUACUGUACAGAUUCUUUGGCUCAAGUUCAUCAUGAAAAAAAACAGUUUUCUUUGAUUCUUGUUGUAUUUGGUGUGUGUGGAUUGUUGCUUUUUAUAAUUGUUGUAGCAGCUGUUGUAUUUUGUUGUAAAAGAAAUCAUAAUGGUUAUCAACCUACAAAUCAAGAUUUUGAAACUCGCAAAUAUGCACUUAACACAUAUCCUAUAGAAAGCUAUGAAUUGAACCCACCUAAUCCUCCACCACGAGGAAUUUCAGUACCACCUGGAUAUUAUGAUGAUCAGGCCUCAUCAAUGUUGUAUGAUUACUCAGUAGCUUUACCUGGUACAUCUAACGAAAAAAUUCCUUUUAAAAAUGGCUCUUCAAGAACUAGUGUAGAAUAUAAUUCAGAAGAAGAACUACACUGGGAUUAUUCAGGGGGUCUUGAAGCUGUCAUAAAAAGCAAAAUGGCACGUGAAGCAAAUAGUCUUGGAGUUACUGCAGGUGUCCCUUAUGGAAGUGACUUUGUUGAAUUACCUAAAUUACCAGUACGUCCUGCUAGCCGCCGUUCAUCGAUUCCUGGAUAUUCUGAGUCUGAAAAUGAUAUUCCUAAACUUCCAGAACUACCUCAGCAAAUAAGACUUUCACGCUUAUCUUUAAAGUCGUCAAAUCAUUCUCCCUCAUAUUUAAGAAGAACACCUGAUAGGGCACCACCUAUUGAAGAAAAUCGGUAUUCUUUGCUUUCUGAUGACACUGACGGCGAAAGUUAUUUGCAAGAUUUACUUGAAAACGAGACAAAUUUCUCAGACAUAACUAACGUAACACGACCUUACAUAAAACCCUUUCAAAGAGCUAAAAGUGAAGUUAGUGAUGUCAGCGAAGAUUUUGAUACAGUGACUUCAUUAAAUUCGAAUGACGAAGAUGAUGACGUUGAAGAGGUAGACCCUCUUGAUCCAGAUAAUACACGCAAACUUGAGCGAGAUAUAAAACGUUUGUUUAAAGAUAUACAAAAACGAACUGAAGACGACUAAAUGUUUUUUUUAUUGUUAUUUAUAAUUUAUAUAAUAGUUUUUAAUCGUUCCUUUUUUUAAUUGUUCCUUUUUAUAUAUUGAUUUUUUAAUUUC